UCAUAUUUUAGUACCGCCUGAAGAUGGCUACCACAACCGACACCACUAACAUUACCUUAACUAUCCGGAUACUCAUGCAGGGAAAGGAGGUUGGGAGCAUAAUUGGAAAGAAGGGAGAUAUAGUUAAGAAGUUGAGAGAGGAGGAUUUGAACAGUUUGCUGACUCCUGGAACGGUUCCAAGACCUCCAAUAACAUUCAGACUUGUUGUUCCCGCCUCCCAAUGUGGAUCCCUAAUAGGAAAAGGAGGAUCAAAAAUAAAAGAAAUCCGCGAGAUCACUGGUGCCUCUGUACAGGUUGCAAGUGAGAUGUUACCUAACUCUACUGAAAGAACAGUAACGGUAUCUGGAAGUCGUGAGGCCGUGGUUCAAGCAAUUUAUCAAAUAUGUUCCAUUAUGUCAGAGUCUCCCCCGAAAGGAAUAACUGUUCCAUAUACUCCCUUGAAGACCUUGAGUAUUCCUGGUGUUCCAAACCUACCCAACCUUGUACAACCCUCACAGGCUCUAGUUCCCAGUAAUCAUAUGAAUCAUGUUCAAGCUGGAAAGGUUGGUAUCCCUGUUAGCCUGGGCAGUCCUCUGGGUGGGGGUAUUCUUAACCCUGCCACCCUGGCACUUCUAGCUGGGCAUACUCGCCCCCCAGCCCCACAUCAGACCCACGAGAUGACUGUACCAAACGAGCUUAUUGGUUGCAUUAUCGGAAAGGGAGGCUCAAAAGUGGCAGAAAUUAGGCAACUAUCUGGAGCUAUGAUCAGGAUUUCUAACUGUGAGGACAGGGAUGCUCCAGCUAACCUUGACAGAACAAUCACAAUCUCAGGAAACUGUGAAUCUGUUGCCCUUGCUCAAUACCUUAUCAACAUGAGCAUGGAAGUUUUCCGAGCAAACUUGGCCAUGGCAGAGGAAGCUGAAAAGCAGGGACUCGUCACUAGUUUUCCGGACAUCCUUCCCCCAUUCAUCCCAAACCAAUAUCAGAUUGUAACUCAACCAGAACCAGCUCAACAGUAUGUGGAUGCAAGCUUGCUCUCCCCCCUUUUGAGAUUUCCUUCCUUUAAUGAUCAGAUUGUCCUACCAAACAAAUUUAAAGCUACUCCCAGCCUAAUAUCCCUCCCUUCAAUCAGGGAACAAAAAUUCGCUCCAUACUAGAUCCUGAGAAUCUCUAUGGAGACAGCGUCCAUGGGAGGACUAGCAGGCUUCCAAUAUAUUACUCCAAAUCAUAUCAU
Eurytemora carolleeae is the source of this 1213-nucleotide messenger RNA. RefSeq names its product poly(rC)-binding protein 3. Gene Ontology annotation, molecular function: mRNA binding. Gene Ontology annotation, biological process: regulation of gene expression; regulation of RNA metabolic process. Gene Ontology annotation, cellular component: nucleus; cytoplasm. Bases 24 to 1136 code for a protein of 370 amino acids. The record is from RefSeq and is a predicted model, not a curated record. NCBI's taxonomy places the organism in Eukaryota, Metazoa, Arthropoda, Copepoda, Calanoida, Temoridae. The transcript has 12 exons.